UUAAAGGUGAAAAACUUCAAAAUCUCUCUCUCUGAAUCACAAUUCACUGAGCGAACGCCAAAUCUUUGAGUUGGACGAUUGAUUUCACUGAAGUUGCAUAAUUUAGAGUAGAAAAAGAGCGAUUUUGUGGCAAUUCUGUGCAAUGGAGGCGGAGCUCAAAGGUUUGCUGAGUGAACUUCACAGUUUGAAGGAUUCUAUGCCUGAUCCUUCUCAUAAAGAUUUAAUUGAUAAGAUACAAUCACGUGUUGAGCAUCUAUCUGCAGCAGAAAAGUUAGCGAAUGCACAGCGUUCCAAAAUUAAGGAUAUGAGUGCUGAGGUGGUUGAUAGCAACCCUUACAGCAGACUUAUGGCUCUUCAGAGGAUGGGCAUCGUGGACAACUAUGAAAGAAUUCGAGAAUUUUCAGUUGCCAUUGUUGGUAUAGGUGGUGUGGGCAGUGUUGCAGCUGAGAUGCUAACAAGGUGUGGCAUCGGUCGCCUCUUGUUGUAUGACUAUGAUAAAGUGGAGUUAGCUAACAUGAACAGACUUUUUUUCCGUCCUGAUCAGGCUGGGAUGACUAAGACAGAUGCUGCUGUCCAAACUCUUUCAGGCAUAAACCCCGAUGUUGUACUUGAGAGCUAUACUUUGAACAUCACGACAGUACAAGGCUUUGAGACCUUCAUGUCAAGUCUUACAAAUAAAUCAUUUCGCCCAGAUAAAGAAGGUAGUGGAGUUGAUCUUGUUUUAAGCUGUGUAGACAAUUAUGAAGCACGAAUGGUGGUGAAUCAGGCUUGCAAUGAAUUGAACCAAACGUGGAUGGAGUCGGGUGUAUCCGAAAAUGCAGUUUCUGGUCAUAUACAGCUGUUGGUUCCUGGUGAAACUGCUUGUUUUGCAUGUGCACCUCCCUUGGUUGUAGCAUCUGGGGUUGAUGAACGCACACUAAAGCGUGAAGGGGUUUGUGCUGCAUCAUUGCCAACGACAAUGGGAAUUGUUGCAGGGCUUCUUGUUCAAAACACUCUUAAAUAUUUACUGAAGUUUGGAAGUGUCACUCCCUAUUUGGGUUACAAUGCCCUCAAAGACUAUUUCCCAACAAUGGAAAUGAAGCCAAACCCUCAGUGUUCCAAUGCUGCUUGUUUGGAGAGACAGAAAGAGUACAUGCUUGUGAAGCCUGCCAGAGACGCUGCAGCGGCUGCUAAAGCCAAGAUCGAGGCUGAAGAAUCAGUAGAACCCGAAUGCCUCCACGAUGACAAUGAAUGGAACAUAAGUGUCGUUGGGGAUGAUGACGACGUGCAAGGCUCAUAUGCUACUUCAGGUGCCAUAACAGAAGGCCUCGUUCACGAGCUUCCUAGUGCUGAUGCAUACCAGCAGCCACCUGCCGCGGAGGAAACCACCACCCCGGCUGAUGACCUCGAUGAAUUGAGAAAACAACUGGAAGCACUUAACGCCGACUAGGCUUGGUUUGUCAACUCAUGGAGGCCGAUAAAUUGUUGUAGUGACUCGAACCACCAACCUGUUGGUUGCCCUUUUCUUUGACUAAGUUUAGAACCCAGUUUUGCAUAUAACACCCUUUUUUGAAAGUGGAUAUUGCAAUGUAUUUUACUGUAAGCAGAUCAUUUAUGUUCAGUGGUGUACAAUUAUGAUUUUUUGGAAAUCUCAUUGUAACAUUUAUAAAUUAUGUUCUUAAUGGUUAUUAUUGUAGCUUUUCUUAUA
Messenger RNA from Salvia hispanica, 1687 nucleotides. Its product is annotated as NAD(P)-binding Rossmann-fold superfamily protein. Gene Ontology annotation, molecular function: UFM1 activating enzyme activity. Gene Ontology annotation, biological process: protein ufmylation. NCBI's taxonomy places the organism in Eukaryota, Viridiplantae, Streptophyta, Magnoliopsida, Lamiales, Lamiaceae. Gene Ontology annotation, cellular component: cytoplasm; cytosol. The record is from RefSeq and is a predicted model, not a curated record.